AAUACAAGCUCAGUAUGGACUCACGAAUUUCCGACCAAAUUCAGAUGUUACCUCGAACCUACAAAGAAGAUCAAGCCUACCGAACAGAUGACUCAGAGCCAUGCUCACGAUCCGAAAACAUCGUUUUCAAAGCCGACAGCUCAAAGUGGCAUGUCAGGGUGACAUUCCGAGGCCAAAUUGGCAUCACGAAAAGAAGUGGUCUUCUGAAACGAAGAAAGAAUUUAGAAGCAUUCAUUUCUAUGGUUGAUUUCCAUCUCCUUCCCCUCAUUCCAGACACAGUCAGUGAGCUGGUCAUUGAGCAAGCCUCAUACUCCGCAAAGCUCCCACUGAAUCCAGGACAUAACCCCGAGUCGAGCGAUAGUCUCGAUGCUGAUUGGACAUACAUAAUCCAAGAAGAUGUUGCGCGAGUGCGAUACCCGAAUUAUGAGAACAACUCAAAUCUACCAGCCAUGAUUCUCACAGACAUCGAAGAGACGGAGCAGCUCUCCAACAACGUCUUUCUAAUCACCAAGAAAGACGAAGCCACAAACUUCAUCUACAAGACAGUAGACCACCCCUUUAACGAACCAAAUCAUACAACAAUGUUUGAGCGGGAGCUUCACAAUCUCCAGCUCUACCAAGACAGUCCUAGCAUGGUUCAACUAAUUGCUGUGGUGAAGGCGCCCAGCCCAUACCAAACGACAACCACACCCAGUGAGCAAGACCACAAUGUCAUAUACGGCAUGGUGCUAGAAUACCACCCCAACGGGACUCUCGAGGACGCGAUCACUCGAAGGGAUGGAAAAGGAGUAGCCUGGAAGUCGUGGCCGAGGCAGCUGGCGCGUGCGCUGUUGCGGUUACAUGAUUCUUGCAUUACGCAUAUGGAUGUUGCGCCGAGGAAUGCUGUCAUAGAUGCUUCUAACGGGGCGGUUUGGAUCGAUAUUGGAGUCGGGUAUACGUAUGAGAACCUGGCGCCUGAAUUGCGGGAUGAUUCGUCUCCGUUGGAUGCCUCGUUUGAAGUGAGGUGUCGGAGUGAUUGGUGGGCGUUUGGGAAGCUUUUGGUAGAACUUGCAUCGAUUGAGGAUGGUGGGUUUUCAGAUAUUCUCCGGGAUAUUGGCGGAGGACUGUGUUUGGGCAAUUUCGAAGAGAGGCUUGGUAUUUGUGAUGCUAUACAACAACUAUGA
This is a messenger RNA of Aspergillus steynii IBT 23096, 1163 nucleotides long. Its product is annotated as kinase-like protein. The record is from RefSeq and is a predicted model, not a curated record. Gene Ontology annotation, molecular function: protein kinase activity; ATP binding. Gene Ontology annotation, biological process: protein phosphorylation. NCBI's taxonomy places the organism in Eukaryota, Fungi, Ascomycota, Eurotiomycetes, Eurotiales, Aspergillaceae. The transcript has a single exon. Bases 15 to 1163 code for a protein of 382 amino acids.